Catharus ustulatus (Swainson's thrush) is the source of this 2013-nucleotide messenger RNA. RefSeq names its product neurexophilin 4 (gene NXPH4). Bases 25 to 849 code for a protein of 274 amino acids. The record is from RefSeq and is a predicted model, not a curated record. Gene Ontology annotation, molecular function: signaling receptor binding. Lineage: Eukaryota; Metazoa; Chordata; Aves; Passeriformes; Turdidae. The transcript has 2 exons.
CGCCGCCGCUCCCGGAGCCCCGCGAUGCUCCGCCGCCGCCUGCCCCUGCUCGGGCCCGGGCUGCUGCUGCUGCAGACGGUGUGUGCUGGCGGUCACAUCGCCAAGACCUUGGGGUACCUGGAGAUGGGCACCUCCGGCCUCCUCAAGGACGUCCCCUAUGGCACCCUGAAGCCCCCAGUGCUCAACCUCGGGCGGCUGAUUCCAGCAGAGCCCCCCAGGGGCGCGGGGACACCGGUGGGCACCGGACGGAGCCCCUGGGACUGGCAGAAGAACCAGACGGCCGGGGAGCUGCUGAGCCCCCGCGCCCACCGCAAGCCCACCCUCAAAUCGAGCCGCACCAAGAAGAUUUUUGGUUGGGGCGACUUCUACUUCAACAUCAAGACGCUCAAGUUCAGCCUCCUGGUGACGGGGAAAAUCGUCGACCACAUCAACGGCACCUUCAGCGUCUACUUCCGACACAACUCCUCCAGCCUGGGCAACGUCUCCGUCAGCAUCGUGCCCCCCUCCAAGGCGGUGGGUUUUGAGGUGCUGGUGCCCGGCCCCCCACCACUGCCACAGCCCCCACCCCCUCCCCAGCAGAGCACCCUGCCCGAGGGGCGCCCGGCCAAGGCGCUCAAUUGCCACGUGGAGUACGAGAAGACGAACCGGGCGCGGAAGAACAAACCGUGCCUGUACGACCCGUCCAAGGUGUGCUUCACGGAGCACACGCAGAGCCACGCGGCCUGGCUCUGCGCCAAGCCCUUCAAGGUCAUCUGCAUCUUCAUCUCCUUCCUCAGCAUCGACUACAAGCUGGUGCAGAAGGUCUGUCCCGACUACAACUUCCAGCACGACAUCCCCUAUUUCGGCUGAUGGCACCGGGGUGGGGGGGGUAGCAGUGCCCCAUUGUCAUUUGGGGCCCCCUGUCACCCCCACACCGGCCCCCUCUUCAUCACUGGAGCAUCUCUGUGCUGGGUUGUGGGACAGCCGGUGCUGGGGGUCCUGGACCCCACCCAAUGCCAUCCCAUCACAGGGAUUCAGUUGGCUCUGGGGGUUGAAGGUUCCCCCUCAAAAUGACAUCCCAUCCCUGCAGCAUCCCUGCACCACAAUGGGGUACGGCCAGUUCUGGGGGUCCCACCCACCCACUGAGACCCCAUCACUGAGUACUCCAUACUGGGGUCCCAGUUCCCCUCUAGUGACAUCCCAUCACUGGUGCUGGGGGUCCUGGACCCCCACACACUGACACCCAUCACUGGGGUACUCCUGUCCCUGGGGGUCCCCUCCACCCAAUGAGAUCCCAUCACUGGGGUGCUCCUGUCCCUGGGGGUCCCCUCCACCCACUGAGACCCCAUUAUUGCAGCCCCCCAUUCUGGGCUCCACCUCUUCCUGGGGGUCCCAGCCCCCUCACCCACUGACACCCCAUUAUUGCAGCGCUGCCUGUGCUGGGAAUCCUGGACCCCCACCCAUUGAGACCCUCCCCACACCCACUGAAACUCCAUCACGUCCCACCCGGUGCCACCUCGGGUACAACUGGUGCUGGGGGCCCCGGCCCCCCCACCCACUGAGACCCCCCCACUGCAGCUGGGGGGUGCAGGCAGAGUCCCCCCCAUGCUGGGGGCUGGGCUGGGGUCGCUGGCGGGCACAGCUCGUGUGAUGUCACCUCUGGAGUGUCACAGAUGGCACGGGGGGCAGAUCAGGGUGCUGGAGGGGGGGCUCAGUCCCCACCCUAUACACUGGGGGGGGUUUUGGUGUCUCUGCAGCUUUCCAGCUGUGUAAGGGCCCCACCCUGGUAUUCUGGAGCCCCCCCUUCGGUGCCACAUCCCCCGGUGCCCCAUGGACCCCCCCACCUCCAUGGGGGACCCCCCAGGUGUGCAGCCCCUCCACCCAACGCCGUGAAGAAGUGCCAGGGGUGGUUAGGGAUGCGAUGGGGGGAGGCGUUCCCGGGGGGCUGCCCCCUCCUCUCGGGAAGGGACUUCUUCAUCUUUUUUUUUUUUAAAGAAAAUUAAAAUGGAAAAAAAAAAGUGGAAAAUAAAGAAA